Molecule: messenger RNA, 1593 nt
Organism: Fusarium poae
Lineage: Eukaryota; Fungi; Ascomycota; Sordariomycetes; Hypocreales; Nectriaceae
Exons: 1
Coding region: 1-1593 (530 amino acids)
Molecular function (GO): protein binding
Source: RefSeq, a predicted model, not a curated record
AUGUCUUCUCCUGACCACCCAAAAGAAUCUCCGUAUGAGAAAUUCAUUCACACGCCGAUUAAAUACUACGAAGAAUACAUUCCCGUGACAAUAACAGGGCCAGAUGGUACUAUUCUAUACGAAAACGCACUCUUUGGCCUACUUCAUGAGAUAAUUCGCCGUGACGACGUCGACUCUCUCCAACAAUAUCUCGCCAUUGCUCCUGAAGCAAUUGGAAGCGAGGACUACGAUGGUCCGGACUAUUACUCUAUCUUCCAGUUUGCACACGAAAGCGGGAGUUUUGGCGCACUUCGGUUCCUACUAUCUCACCAGAAAACAGUACCCGAAUGUGUGAGCUACAGGCAAGAAAUGUGGCCCCUCCUGAAUGAAGCUGCACACAAAGCUGAUGUGGAUUUUGUACGAUUUUUGCUUGACAACCAGCCAGCGUUUGCUAGUAUCCAUGAGCGUGAUGUCUUUGGAUGUACCCCCAUUCUGGAAGCUGCUAGCAUCUGGCCAGGUGGUUACGGCGAGGUGACAACCCGGGAGCCAUCAGUGGAGAAAAGCGAAGCUGUCAUGAACUUGUUGUUAGACUGGGGUGCUUCUCCUUCCGACGUUGUUGUACACCCCGAGCGUACAACCCACACUGUGCUGACAUCGGCUGUACGAUGGGCAAGCCCAGUGCUGGUCAAGAGGCUUAUCGAUGGUGGUGCUGAUGUUCAUGCCAAGGUAACAGCACGCCAUGUUGGGCUCGACUGUGAUCAUAUUUACAACAUGACUGCUGUCUCUUUUGCGGCGCUCCAUGCCAACUUCGAUGUUAUCCAAACUAUUUUCGACUAUCGAGGUGUUGGAGUCGAAAUUCGAGAUAUAGUAUCAUUUCGCGACAGUAGUGGUAGCUAUCCACUUCAUUGGGUACACCGCGGCCAUAUGUCUCGUGGGCAAAGACCUUACAUGACAGAGGCCGAAAGAGGACAAACGAUUCAGGACGUUAUCAAGUUUACUGAUCUGCUGAUCGAUAUCGACCGCUCGGCAAUCAACAUGCAAGACGAUCUCGGCAACACGCCACUACACUACGCCACAGAGCAUCCUCUUCGAAACUAUAAGCAAUAUAAUUCAGUUUUCGAAUUACUUUGCAGCAAGGGCGCUGACGCAAGCAUACGAAAUAAUAGAAGGGAGACACCGUUGCACACCAUCCUGAGCCACGCCUUCACAGCCGACAAUGCCGACACCAAAGCACUCAAUCUUCUAUGUACCCACGGCGCCUGUGUCAGAGACAAUGACGAGGAUGGAAACUCGCCCUUACAUCUGGCAUUGGCUGAACUAGGCCCAGUCGACGUGGUUUCUUUUUUGCUGGAGCAAGGGGCCGACCCCAACUGUAUGAAUGUGGAGCACAACACACCCCUUCACCUUGCUACUUCACAUCCUCACCAUGGGCAGGAGUCGAGGAAACAUCAAGACGAUGUUAUUAAAAUGGUGUCCGAGGUUGCCGGAACUGUCGGUGUGAAUGUACUUCUGAACGGUGAGGGAAAGACGGCGCAACAACUAAUCCAAGAACAGAAGAAGCUAAGGGAAGAAUAUGAUAUUAGAUGGCUGGAAUUGCGAAAAGCGUGUGCUUAG